Messenger RNA from Actinia tenebrosa (Australian red waratah sea anemone), 3318 nucleotides. Its product is annotated as B-cell lymphoma 3 protein. Lineage: Eukaryota; Metazoa; Cnidaria; Anthozoa; Actiniaria; Actiniidae. Gene Ontology annotation, biological process: cellular response to tumor necrosis factor. The record is from RefSeq and is a predicted model, not a curated record. Gene Ontology annotation, cellular component: cytosol. Gene Ontology annotation, molecular function: NF-kappaB binding.
CCUCCUUACACCAGGCGUUUUAACAUAUCUUAAAGCAUUACCACCCGUUUUAUUAAUUUUCAGCUUUGACGUUUAAGUCAAUGAAUCCAGCCUAAAUCGUAACUGUUUCCUAUAUUUACUCUAUCCGGGGGAAUCACGGGAUAAGUUUUUCAAAAUGACGAAAUUAAUAAUAUCACGGAUGGGAAAGUCCCUUUUUACGAAUUACUCUAAUCUGAUUGGUCGAGCUCUCCUUAGUGCUAAAAAUAGUUCAUACGUGAUAGUUCCUCUUAUGCUAAUGAGGUAUAUUAGAAAUACAGGGAGUAAAAGUGCGUUGCAGAACCAGGCUAAAAGUAUACGGAUAUUUCGGGAUUGAAUAAGAUAGGAGUAUAUAACAAUGGUGAACUCUAGUAGUGAAGGAGACGUUUGUAAGUCACUGAGUGACAAGGAGCCAUAUCUUACGCUCAAYCCAAAACAGCUAGAAGAGCUAUCAACUUCCGGCUUUAGUGAAGAAAGGAGAAGCUUGAAGGAGAGCAUUAGGAAAAAGCUUACUGCUCGAGUUUUUCCCAUGACAAGAGAUACAAGAAACCACAUUGAGAACUCACAAGGAAUAAUAAGUGGAAAUUUGCAAAAACGACCAAGCUCAGAAGGAGUACUCGUACACUCUAGUGGAGUUGAUUCUACGAUAAUAGAACGAAGAGACUCGGUUAUAAAGACAGAAAAACCUGAUAUUUCUGUAUCUAAGGCAAGCAGGGAAUUGGAAAAGGUGAAUUAUAGAAAGCAUAAGAUUUACAAAGACAAUCAUUUGGAGCCGCAGUCAAAGCAGAUUCGUAUCUAUUCGCCUAACAGUUUACCYCAGCAAGACAAUACUCUAUCAAUGAGACGAACACCUGUUACCUCUGAACCAAGACUACUGGGUGAUAAUGUAGCCACACUGAGUCUUCUGACUGCUUCGCAAGGACAUUUGGCUACUCUACAAGAUGAUGACGGAGACACGCCAUUACACAUUGCCAUUGCACAGGGUCAGGUGCCUCUAGUUCAAUAUCUCAUUCAUAUUGCAUCAACWUCUGGCAUUUCAUUGGACAUUUACAAUAAAAUGAAACAAACUCCUCUGCACCUUGCAGUCAUAACAAAUCAGCCACUUGUAAUCAGRUUUCUUAUUGCCGCUGGUGUUGAUAUCAACAUGCCUGAUAGAAAUGGGCAGACAGCAAUCCAUCUUGCUUGUCAGCGCUCAAGCGUAGAGUGCCUAAUGGAGUUGGUCAACUCACACAUGGCUAUUAAUCUGGAGUUGAAGAACUUUAAUGGAUUUACACCAUUGCAUGAGGCAGUUAUAUCGAACAGUCCAGAAGUGAUUAAAUUCCUUGUAGCAUAUGGAGCAAAUGUUGAUUGCAAGGAUGGCAAGGGUGGACGCACACCUCUGCACUAUGCGGUAGAGUUAGAAUUACUACCAGUCAUUCAAUUAUUAAUGAAUUCUGGAGCUAAUGUCAAUGCUGGAUCAUUCUCUGGCAACACACCAAUACAAACAGCCAGUGGGCGAGGUUUGCAUCAUGUUACAAAGCUGCUACUGGGAAAUCUUCAAGAAGCUUCAGGAAGAGAAAGCAGGCAUGAGUCUAGUAGAUAUAAGUUAAAGAGUACAUCAACCUGGAAACAAUAAAUGCAUAUCAUACAAGAAUAUUUUCUGCAUAGCUAGUUAGGAUAUAUACACUAUGGGCAUUGAAUGUCAUAUACAAAUUAUAUUUAUAUCAAGAAAAACUAAUUAAGAAUACAGUAUCUACCUACUACUAGGUUCAACAUUAGCUCCAAAAGGAAUGUCUGAAUAAUAUUGGAUUUAUCAAUCAUGAUGUACAGAAUUUUUUUUAGAACGUUUUAUAAAUUAACAAUUCUUCAUAUAUAUCAAUACAGUCGUGUGAAUUUUGUAAAUCAGUAUUUAUACGUAUCUCUGACUGAUUUAGUUAUUUGGCUAUAGAARUUAUUUUUCAUAGGUUGCAUUUUUUACCAAAACAUUAAUGUUAGUUUUUCCUUUUUGUGAACGAGAAUCUAGACCUUUCCUGUAUUCGCUUCCGUGACCUGUGAUGAAACAGUGAUUCCAAGAUAAGGUURGACUUGAUGUGUUCAUACAUUUACUGAAUUUUAUCAGUUAAUUCAAACCUGUACUUGGGGCCAUUGUUGCAUAGUCAUUUGAAUUCAGGAAAGGCAAUUUAUUUGUUUCACAGAUUUUAUACCUCUUGCUAAAAACGUUUAUAACUCCCUCCACUCUGAGUGGGUGGAUGGGUCAGCACAUUUCGUGCUYGUUUACUCCCAAGCCAUUUUUUACGAUAUUUACUUUCAAAAAGUUUUGAAGAAACUCAUUGGAAUCAUGUGUCCUUGCAUGGCAUCCAUGCUUUAGUGGUCAUAAUUAUCCUUUAUAUUAAAGGGUGUGAACCUUAGUCAUACACACUUGAUUAGCUUCAGGAUGGUAUUGAUUUCAAUAAUAACAAUAUGUAAAUUAUUAUAAUAGAUGAAUAAGAAUUCCUGUACAAAAACUCUAGAAGCUGAGACAGAACAGCAAAAUCAAAGAAGUGUAGUAAUUAGUAUCUAAUUAUAUUAUAGAUAUUUUGCUGUAAAGUGUAGGUAUAAUACCACAGAAUGAUAUUUGAGACAAACAUAACAUUAGACAUGAGACCAACUUGAACAUUGUUUGAAAUAAUUUAUUACUAGGAGAUUUUGUUCAAAUUUUUGUAACAUAAUAUUUUUUUUUUCAAUAAAAUGCUGAUUUAUUAUCAUAUUCUGCUGAAGUAUUCUUGAUUUUGCAUUUUUCCAUGAAAUGUUAUGCUACUUUUUAAUUUARAGAGUUAUUAAUAAUGUAUAAAUACCGAUAAUUAAUACAUUUACUUUAAUCCCUGGUCCUUGAAUGCUAAUGUUCAUCAACCGUUCUCACUGCACUGCUGUGCAUUUAAGAGAAGAGUGUCAUAUAACUGCUAUAAUAAUUGCAGUAUAGCAUCACAAACGCAGUAGAGACCAUUUCAUACAAAUCAGAAAGUGCCGAGUUCAACUGAAAACCAUUCAAGACUGAGAGGAUAUAAUAUUUCCAAUUAUUGCAAUGAUUUCAUGCAACUAAGUGCCACUUUUCCGACUCAUAUGAAAUACCCCCUUACUAUUAGACCAAAGUGUCACAUACCCCUACACAUGCCUCCUACGAACCAUUUAAAUUAGCAAUUAUGCAUCAUUUGAGCAAAUUUCUUAUGAUCAAGUUUGUUUUCGUGACAUACUGAUGUGUGAGUGAACUAAUAACUUGUUUGAUAGCCUUCUAUAAAUACUUUUGAAAUAUUUUUUAAAAUCCUGGUUAUAAGCCCCCUCUCCCCC